Messenger RNA from Phasianus colchicus (ring-necked pheasant), 727 nucleotides. Lineage: Eukaryota; Metazoa; Chordata; Aves; Galliformes; Phasianidae. The record is from RefSeq and is a predicted model, not a curated record.
CGCCAGAGAGACGCGACAAAAUGGCGGCGCCCUGCGAGGAGGAUCCGGAGGCGGCGGAACGGGGCUGUGUGUCACCCGCGGGACCCCGGCGAGCCCGGCAGCUGCUUCAUAUGAGCGUUCUGUCUCAGAGCCCUUCCCCUUGCGGGAGGUAUUUGGCUGCGGGGAAUAACUACGGCGAAGUGGCGAUUUUCGGGUUGGCGGCGGCGCUGGGAGCCGGGGCUACAGAGGAGAGCAAAAAGCCGCUGUUCUGCUUCCGGGCACACCGAGGCCCAGUGUACGCCUUGGCUUGUGGGGAGAAGCAGCUGCUGAGCGCCAGCGAUGGGGAAGUGCGGGCUUGGAACUGGGCUGACCUGGCCAAAAAGGGCUGCAAAGAGGUGUGGACCAGGAGACCCCCGUGCAGGUGAGACCCCAAAGUGUGACCCCAAAAUAUGACCCUGAGUGACCCCAAAGUGUGACCCCAAAUAACCCCGAAUUGUGACCCCGAGUGACCCCAAAUUAGGACUUCAAGUAACCCCAAUUUAUGACCCAGAAUGACCCCAAGUUGUGACCUCAACUGACCCCAAAAUGUGACCCCAAAUAACCCCAAAUUGUGACCCUGAGUGACCCCAAAUUAAGACUUCAAGUAACCCCAAUUUAUGACCCAGAAUGACCCCAAGUUGUGACCCUGAGUGACCCCAAAAACGUGACCCCAAAUAACCCCAAAUUUGACCCUGAGUGACCCCAAGUU